Molecule: messenger RNA, 3117 nt
Organism: Asterias rubens (European starfish)
Lineage: Eukaryota; Metazoa; Echinodermata; Asteroidea; Forcipulatida; Asteriidae
Product: aryl hydrocarbon receptor nuclear translocator-like
Exons: 16
Coding region: 770-2947 (725 amino acids)
Biological process (GO): regulation of transcription by RNA polymerase II
Cellular component (GO): cytoplasm; aryl hydrocarbon receptor complex; transcription regulator complex
Molecular function (GO): RNA polymerase II cis-regulatory region sequence-specific DNA binding; DNA-binding transcription factor activity, RNA polymerase II-specific; protein dimerization activity
Source: RefSeq, a predicted model, not a curated record
CGUGUGUGUCAGAUAUUGUGAGAGGUAAACAUCCACCUGGUACCCAGCUGACAUACGAUCCAUUCAAUGAGAACCAAUGGGAACCAACCAUCGAUGGAAAGAGUAAAUAAGUGGAUUUUCAGCAGAACGAGAACGAUGGUUAUCGCCUUGCGGCGGCUGAGAUGUCUGAAUAGAAAGUCUAAUUUCUUUUUAAAACAAAUAACGAUUGAAAGUGGAAGUCAAUGUGGAAAAUAUUCAAUUUGUAGUCUGUAAGUGUAUCCAGUUUGGAUCUUUCUUCAGUAGUCUGCAAACAGGGUGAUGUGGACUUCGUUUUGAUUGGAACCACCAGCACACAACAGAACAGGCAGACCUCCUUAUCUGAAUUGUGCAAGACUGACCGUGUUGGUUUUGUAUGUGACCAGUCAUUGAUUUUGACGUCUAAUUUAUUCAUCCAUGCUCUAGUGGACACAGUGGGUGAUAAAUGACCUUCAAUCCCAUCAGUGCAUAGAGAGGAAUAAGGAAAUCGUCAUCAACACCGUCUACAACGAAGUUUUCCUAUUUCGGACAUGUAAUUCUUGUAGAUGAUACUACUUUUAAACAAAUUUUUGAAUUUCAAUGAGCUUUUUCAUCAACACUGACACGACUGAGCAGUGAGUAACAACAGAAUCAGUGAUUUUACAAUCAAUGAAUCAGUGAAUUGUUCAUCAUCACAAACACUUUGGCGUGAGCGUCCAUUCGGAAAGCCUUAGAUUUGGUUAUUUUUGGCUUUGCCACUGCAGUGUGUCACGCUAUGGCAGGAAACGAAGAAAUCCCGCCCCAGCAGAUGGCACAGCGCAAGAGGAAGGCAGUCUCUGAAGAUGGCGAGGAUGAGGACACAAGCCCAAGCAAGUUCUCAAGAGCCGAUGAUGACAAACCAGACAAAGAAAGGUUUGCAAGGGAGAACCAUAGCGAGAUUGAACGACGCCGACGUAACAAGAUGACUGCCUACAUCACCGAGCUGUCGGACAUGGUGCCAACGUGCAGCGCCCUCGCAAGAAAGCCGGAUAAAUUGACGAUCCUUCGGAUGGCUGUUUCCCACAUGAAGUCGCUACGGGGUACUGGAAACACAAGUACAGCCGGUACCUACAAACCAUCCUUCCUAACAGAUCAGGAGUUGAAGCAUCUCAUAUUGGAGGCAGCCGAUGGUUUUCUCUACGUUGUAUCAUGUGACAGUGGUCGAGUUAUCUACACAUCAGAUUCUAUUCUUCCUGUGUUGAACCAGACACAGACUGACUGGGUUGGUGCCUCGGUCUUUGAUCUCAUCCACCCUGAUGAUGCUGAUAAGGUACGGGAGCAGCUAUCAACGUCAGAGUCACCGACCAGCGGCAGAAUCCUGGAUUUGAAAACUGGAACAGUCAAGAAAGAAGGCCAUCAGUCCUCUAUGAGGUUCUGCAUGGGCUCUAGGCGCGGCUUCAUCUGCCGCAUGAAGUACGGCAACGCCCAGAUUGAUCCCAUGACUAUGGGGCGGUACUGCCACGCCCGCAACCGUAACAGUAUUGGGUCGACCAAGGACGGAGAACAGUACGCUGUGGUGCACUGCACGGGGUACAUUAAGAACUGGCCCCCACCAGCAGCUGCUACCGUCAUGGACCAGCCUGAAGCUGAUUCGGAGAGCCACGGCACCAACCACUACUGCCUUGUUGCCAUCGGCCGCCUGCAGUCCACCAGCACGCCAAACUGCUCCGAUAUCGGUGGAGCAGGAACACCUAAUGAGUUCAUCUCCAGACACAACCCCGAUGGGAAAUUCUCCUUCGUCGAUCAAAGAGUGACUGGUGUUUUGGGUUACCAGCCCCAGGAGCUACUGGGGAAGUCCAGCUACGACUACUACCAUCCUGAAGAUCAGGGGCAUCUCAAAGACAGUUUUGAACAAGCCGUUAAGUUGAAAGGUCAGGUGCUAUCGUUGAUGUAUCGCUUCCAAGCUAAGAAUAGAGAAUGGGUGUGGCUACGAACGAGCUGCUUCAGCUUCCAGAAUCCAUACACAGAUGAAGUGGAGUACAUCAUUUGCACAAACUCAGCCGUAAAAAAUAUCCAGCAGCCCCAUGCUAGUCAGGAACUUGAGUCCACCAGCCUCGGAGCCAAAGUAAAGGGCCCUGGAGAACCAGUCCCUUCCCUCACCCCCUACGGUGCCUACCCCAGGGGCAACACCACAGAGACCCUGGCUGACACCAGGCACCAGGGGUCCGAGAAGAACAACGCGCAGGAGUGCAAGUCGGAACCCGUCGGUCGUUUUCAGACCGAGAGUGGGGUGUACGCCGGAGUGAUGUCGCCCCCUCAAGGGGGCGUCAUGGCUGGUGGAAGUGACAAGCAGACACGAUCUCAUGCUCCUGGUUUCAACAGUGGGUCGUAUCCGCAGGUGAGGGCGCCCCAGUCAUACUCUAGGCAGGAGGAGACGGCGAGUGCAGCUAAGGGGCUUGGGGUGAUGGAGGACCCCAAUAAGAGUUACAGUCAGACACCAGCGUCUUGGACAGCUUCGCAGUACUCCUCACAGGUGGAGACUGCACAGCGCUCCGACAGAUUGAAUGCCCCGACUACCAGCCAAUCUGCAUCCUUUGGUCAGGCACCAAGUAAUGUGACUUCAUCCCCGGCACCCACGUACACCCAGUUGCAGACGUCGAGUGGGCGUAACACGGGUUACCCCUACCAACAGGAAAAAACUGUUCAAGGUGCCCCCACCUCUCAGAUGUCAUUCAGUGGCCGGCCAGAUCCCCAGCACCAGCAAGCCGUUGGGCGUAGAGACCCCGCCAUGUGGCAGCAGUGGCAGCAGUCCACAGUGGCCGGCAGCAGCCAACCAGAGACCCAGCAACCACCACCUCAGGAGGAGUUCCAUGACAUCUACCGUAUGCUGGAAGGGCAGCAGACAGCGCAGGCGUACGGCACCCAGGUGGAGGAGUUCAACGAUAUCCCAAUGUUUCCUCCGUUCUCGGAAUAGUUCUAACAAUUCUGCAUUACGGGAAUGCUCCAUUAUAAAAUUCCUAAGUUUUAGCCACAAAAAAAACAUGGGGAGUGAUAAUCCUUUUCACCAGUGCCCAAAUUCAUAAAGCUGUUGAGCAGAAAAUACUGCUUGACAACUUUCUUUGCUUAGCAAAAAUUGAGUGGGGC